AUGGGCACCGGCGGCAGCCGUUUACAGGGCUCACGCCGGCCCCUUUCUCGCCCCCACCAUUUUCAUCAUCAUCGUCCCUACCGUCGUUCUCGUCCCAAGCUGAAACGCGUCCUCUCUUCUCUCCUCAUUUGUGGUUCCGUUCCUCCCUCCAAUCCACAUCAUCAUGAGAUGGAAGAUGAUCCAGCUGAAAAACUGGUAAGCUCCUCUGAAAAAGAUGCAGAAAAGAUCCAUUUCCCAGACAAGGUGUCUUCUUUCUCCAAUGGCACUAUACCUCAUUCAAUUGAGAGUGAUGAUGGAACUGCCAUGAGCUCUAGGAUUCUCGAAAACUGUCAUGGAGAAGAUAUUCAGAGGGAACCUGAGGUGAUUGAUAAAGGAAAGAGCUUGUCCAAGAAUAAAGAAUUAGUUUUAGAUCCAGCAUCGAUUGCUACAGGUAGAGUCGAUGAAGCUAGUACAUCCUAUGAAGAUCAGCAUUCCUCAGAAUCAGAAUCCGCAAAUAUAACAGGAAAUGCAGAUCCUACAGACAGAGGAAUCUAUGCCAUGGAUAGCGAUGUACAACAAAAUCACGCAUGCUCUUUAGGGUCUAGUUUCCAACCUCACAAUGGGCAGGUAGAAUCAUUAUCCGGUGGAGUUUCAAUUGGGAAUACGAUGGAUGAAGUUAUGGUCUUCCAUGAUUGUGAAACUAGUCCUGCAUCUGCUCUUUCACCAUCUGCAGCCAGUGAUAUUUUUCAGCAGGCAUCGCCUGCAAGUCUGUCAUUUCUUGUGACAGAGAGAGAUCAAGUCAAUAGAGAUACGGACGUACUCCAAGUUGAUGUGCUUAGUGUCUCCUCUGAUGUUUCAAGUAUUAGUGCUGCUGACUUGAGCUAUCAUGAGGCAAGACGCAAUAGCAGAAGGCUUUUUUGGGAUGCCUUCUCAAGAAGGGGUUCUAGAAGACAUGCAGAUUCCAGAUCAUCUAUAUAUACCACUGAUGAUUCUGAUGGUUUCGAUUUUCAUGACAGACGGCUGUUUGAUUUUAAUUCUGAUUUCUUAGAUAAUGCGUCUGUGGGUAGUUCCAGAUCUAAUGGAAAUAAUAACCAGCAUCCAAGUGAGCAUCGAUGGCACUCCAGUUCUGAGCUAUGGGAAAGAUUUCGUGAUGCUGGCCGAAAUGGUUUGGAUCGCCGAACAGCUGCCACUUGCGCAUCAGGUGUCCACCCAGAUGGUGCUUGUUCGUGUGGUUCAAUGAUCAGGGCUGAGGAGUCUGGUGCCCGUGCAAGUAUUUCAAGAAUAGUCAUGCUUGCUGAAGCAUUGUUUGAGGUAUUGGAUGAAAUACAUAGGCAACCAAUGCCACUAUCCUUGUCCGUUGCCUCACUUCCGGCUCCGGAAUCAGUGGUUGAUUCUCUUCCAGUUAAGGAUCACGAGAUUUCAGAAAGAACAGAAAACGGCAAUGAUGUUACACAGUGUUACAUUUGCCUGGCUGACUACGAAGAGGGAGACAAAAUACGCAUUCUUCCAUGUCACCACGAGUAUCACCUGGCAUGUGUAGAUAAAUGGCUUAAAGAAAUACAUGGUGUGUGCCCGCUUUGCCGGGGAGAUGUCCGCGGGGGUUUAGAUAUGAGAGAAGGUGCAAUUUCAGGCACCGAAGUCCAUUGA
Molecule: messenger RNA, 1626 nt
Organism: Oldenlandia corymbosa var. corymbosa
Lineage: Eukaryota; Viridiplantae; Streptophyta; Magnoliopsida; Gentianales; Rubiaceae
Source: the annotation of a GenBank genome assembly